Molecule: messenger RNA, 357 nt
Organism: Podarcis lilfordi (Lilford's wall lizard)
Lineage: Eukaryota; Metazoa; Chordata; Lepidosauria; Squamata; Lacertidae
Source: the annotation of a GenBank genome assembly
AUGCGCGUCGCCGCCGGCCGCCUCGAGCCAGCGAAGCCAGGCAAGGGAGUUUGUGAGGGAAGAGGCGAGGCGGGCCGGCUGGGCAGGAGGGCCCCUUCUCCCACCCGGAAAGGCCGGCCGGCCGGCGGACGGCCCAGCUCGCUGGCGCUGAGGGAGAGCCGGCGCCCCCUGAGGUAAGUGCGGGCGGCGGCAGCGGCGGCGGCUUCCCUUCUCCCUCCCGCUCACGCCGCCUCUGACGGAGCCUCCGACUGACUCUCCUCCUCCUCCUCCUCCUUCUCUUUUCUCCUCAGAGCUCCGAAGCGACGCCCGGGGGAGCCCAGCAGAGCGCGGGGAGGCUCCCGGGCCUGCUCUGACUGA